CUCGGAUCUCCUAGGUGCAGCGUGUACGAACCUUCUCGUUAUGGCGGAACCGGCAGGCUCCAAAGCCGUCGCGCGCCUCCUCGCGCUCCUGCGCACGCUCUCCGCAUAUACGCGCGGAGUGAAGGCACUUGUGGGCUCCUCUGCUGCGCUUGGUGCUCUGUUACUCGUCUUGCGGUACUAUGUCUUCUCCAAGCGGGGCGUCGUGCCGUAUAUCAUCAACGAGCCGGGGCGUGUCGGGCGGCGCGUGGCGGGAGGCAAGACGGCGGCGGGCGGCGAGGACAAGGACAGGGGCGUGUACGACGUGGUGAUUGUGGGCGGAGGGACCGCCGGCUGUGUGCUCGCCUCUCGCCUCUCGGAGGACCCGAACGUCCGGGUGCUGCUGCUGGAGGCGGGCAAGAGCUCCCGCUUGACGCGGUUCUCGCAGGUCCCAUCGCUAUACCACCAGUUCUUCCACUCGCGGCAUGAUUACAACCUGUACACUGUCCCGCAGAAGCAUGCGGCGUCAAAGAAGAAGUACUGGCCAAGAGGUAAGGUCUUGGGUGGAUGCUCUUCGGUGAACGCGAUGAUCUUCCACCACGGUGCACCGUCAGAUUACGAUGAAUGGGCGAGACUUCAAGGGGGGCAGGAAGGCGCAGAGGGGUGGUCGUAUGAGCAAUUCAAUAGGUAUUUUCUCAAGUUCGAAAGAUUUCAUCCAAGCAGGGAGUAUCCCCAUGUCGACGUGUCCCUCAGAGGAUCUGCUGGUCCCGUUCAAGUCGGCCACUUUGGCAACACUUCUCCCCUGACCAGGAAAUUCCUCGAUGCAUGCGACAAUGCUGGUGUUACACGUAACCCAGAUUUUAACACACCCAAGGGAACGCUUGGCUCAAGCAAGGUAAUGACAUUCAUUGACUCCAGAGGACGUCGCGUGACAACAGAGUCAUCGUACUUGACGCCCGAGGUGCUCGCAAGAGCAAAUUUGACGGUAGCGACUCGAGCAACUGUCACGCGCAUACUCUUCGAGUACGUGCAGAAAGGCGAGGAGAAGCUUCCCAAGGCUGUUGGGGUGCGGUAUGUGAACCUACAGGGUGAGGUAUUUGAGGUCGCAGCGCGUAAGGAAGUCAUCGUAUCAGCGGGCGCGAUCCAUACACCUCAAAUUCUCAUGCUCUCUGGCGUUGGCCCAGUCGAGCACCUUGCAGAGCACAACAUCCCCGUUGUGGCCGAUCUCCCUGGCGUUGGGUCCCACCUCAUGGAUCAUCCCGUAAUUGACUACCACUUCAUGGACAGAAGUCGAAUUCGGCAGUCGCGCCUACCGUCGGAUAACCCUCAUCACCAUCCCAGUGUGAAGAAUGUUCUGCGGAUGGUUGCUUUAUUGCUGCAGUACCAACUUACGGGGAAAGGAAUAUUGUCGUCGAAUAUUGCGGAGGCGGCAGCGUUCGUGCGAUCAUCUGACCCGAAGCUGUUUUCUGAAGGCCCGCUCGCCGAGGACACCACGUCCGGUCCCGGUGCACCUGAUAUCGAGAUUUUCUUUUCGCCGCUGUCGUACAUCGAGCACGGAGAUCAUCACCUGCCCUCGGGACAUUACUUCGGAUUGCAUACCGUUCUGUUGAGACCGACGAGCGUCGGGACAGUCCGUCUGCAGUCAAGCAGUCCAAUCGACCCACCCAUCAUCGACCCCGAAUACCUUUCCACGCAGCAGGAUAUCUCCGUGCUCGUCCGCGCAGCUCGCCUGCUCUCGCGUAUCGUGCACACUGAGCCCUUGGCAUCUGUCGUCGACCCCGCGGGCGAUGACGAACCGCUGCUCAAUCACUCUCUGGAUAAGAUGUCCGACGACGAAAUUGCCGAGCUAAUCAGGGAUCGUGUAGAGACGCUGUAUCACCCAACGAGCACCGCGCGCAUGCUGCCGCGCGAGCAGGGGGGUGUGGUAGACCCGUUUUUGUGCGUUCACGGCGUGAAUGGGCUGAGGGUUGUGGACGCGUCUAUAUUUCCGACGAUCACUUCAGGCCACACGGUAUCCCCGGCGAUUGCCGUAGCUGAGAAGGCAGCAGAUUUGAUUCUAGAGAGCUUCUAUGUUGUUUGAGGGUAGCAAUUUAUGUGACUUGCAUUGUCUCAUGUUCUAGGUAAUGUAAGCUGCUGUGUAACCGUUGCAUAUCUCACCCAUUCGACUC
Postia placenta MAD-698-R-SB12 is the source of this 2144-nucleotide messenger RNA. RefSeq lists its product as hypothetical. Bases 41 to 2056 code for a protein of 671 amino acids. The record is from RefSeq and is a predicted model, not a curated record. The transcript has 15 exons. Gene Ontology annotation, molecular function: oxidoreductase activity, acting on CH-OH group of donors; flavin adenine dinucleotide binding. Lineage: Eukaryota; Fungi; Basidiomycota; Agaricomycetes; Polyporales; Adustoporiaceae.